This is a messenger RNA of Spodoptera littoralis (African cotton leafworm), 1596 nucleotides long. The record is from the annotation of a GenBank genome assembly. Lineage: Eukaryota; Metazoa; Arthropoda; Insecta; Lepidoptera; Noctuidae.
AUGAUGAUCCUGUUGAUCUGGUUGGCGGUCCUGGUCGCCGCGGUAACGCUAUACUUCCGCAAGCUGUACUCCACCUUCAGUGACUAUGGCAUCAAGCACAAACCGCCAGUCCCUAUCUUCGGCAAUAUGCACAAGAUAAUCUUUCGCACAGAACAUAUAAAUGAUGCGCUUACAAAUCUCUACAACGAAUAUCCUGAGGAAAGGUUCGUUGGGAGAUAUGAAUUCAAUAAGGAGAUAAUAUUAGUUCGCGACCUAGAGCUAGUAAAGAAGAUAACUGUGAAAGAUUUCGAGCACUUCAUCGACCAUCGCUUCGUGUUUGGCAACAGCGAGUCCUACUUCUCCAGGAACUUACUGUCUCUAAGAGGUCAAGAAUGGAAGGACAUGCGCUCCACGCUGAGUCCAGCGUUCACGAGUUCAAAAAUGCGUCUGAUGGUGCCUUUCAUGGUGGAGGUCGGAGACCAGAUGAUGCGUUCGCUUAAUAAAAUUAUAAAGGAAUCCAAGAAUGGCUUUGUAGAUAUAGAUUGCAAAGACCUGACGACCCGCUACGCUAACGAUGUGAUUGCCUCCUGCGCCUUUGGUCUGAAGGUGGACUCACACAAUGACAAAAACAACAGUUUCUAUGCGCUGGGGAAGGAGACUUCCACAUUAAAUUUCCGUAAAGUACUCAACUCCUUCGUACUCGUUGUAGCACCAGUUGUUGGUGAGUUCUUUAAGUUGGAUAUUCUCUCGGAAGACUCAAAAAAGGCAUUCAAAUCUCUGGUCUUGGAUACAAUGGAAAACCGAGAGUUGAAGAAUAUUAUCAGACCCGACAUGAUUCACUUGUUGAUGGAAGCCAAGAAAGGUAAACUGACUCACGAAGAUAUUAAAUCCAAUGAUGUGGCUGCUGGAUUUGCUACUGUUACGGAAUCAGCUGUAGGAAAGAAAGCAGUCAACAGAGAAUGGAGUGACGGUGAUCUUGUGGCUCAAGCUGUGCUAUUCUUCAUUGCUGGAUUUGAAACUGUAUCAUCAGGAAUGUCGUUCCUACUCCACGAACUUGCUAUGAAUCCUGAUGUACAGGAGCGGCUGGCGCAGGAGAUCAAGGAGACUGAUGCUAAGAACGGCGGCAAGUUCGACUUCAACUCCAUACAGAACAUGGUCUACAUGGAUAUGGUGGUGUCAGAAGUCCUCCGAUUUUGGCCACCUGCACUUGCUCUCGACAGACUUUGCACUAAAGACUACAAUGUGGGUAAACCGAAUGCGAAAGCCGAGAAAGAUUAUAUUGUCCGCAAAGGUACUGGAGUUUGGGUACCGAUUUACCCUAUCCAUCAUGAUCCUCAGUACUACCCUAAUCCUGACAAGUUCGACCCUGAGCGGUUCUCAGAAGAAAACAGGCACACCAUCAAUCCACUCGCGUACAUGCCCUUCGGUGUUGGACCUAGGAAUUGCAUUGGAUCAAGAUUUGCACUUUGCGAGAUAAAAGUGAUGACGUACCAGAUCCUCAAAGAAAUGGAACUCUCUCCUUGUGAAAAGACUUGUAUACCAGCAAAGUUAUGCAAAAAGAGUUUCCAACCAAGACUGCAUGGAGGGCACUGGCUCAGGUUCAGAACGAGAACUUAG